AUGUCCAGCAGUCGUUGGAAUUCUAUAGAUUCACUGGAUGAGCGACCUGGCCACAAGGAUGACAAGCCCAAGAUUCCCAAUCUAGCAUCUGACAUCCUAAAACUACCUUCAUACAAUCUGAUGUGGCUUGACAAGGGAAGAGAGUGGGAACUUGAAUUUUCAGGGAAACCCUCCAGCCCGGAAAAAGAUAAAUCUAUGAACGGAAUAAAUCGAGCGGCAUAUGAGAUUGCAAAACAGUAUGCUGGUAUAUGGCGUGCAAUCUUAUGGAAAUACCAUUCACAUAUUCGCUAUGAAUAUGCCAUUUCUAAAUAUAUAUGUCGUUUGUUUGAUCUGUUCGCUGGAACUACCUUGCCGGAGAGAGAGAUAAAGCAAAUCCAAAAUCUGAUUGACAGAUUUUGGAAUAUAAUAAGGAAUGCUGUGAUAAAGGUAGUGGAAAAGUUGAUUCAAGUCGAUGCGAUUGCGUGUGUGAACAGAGGUACUGAAUAUGAAGAACGUAAGGAGCAGAUAGAAAAGUCAAUUAAACCAAUCGCUGUAGCAAGUCCGCGAAAGUCAAAACAAAGGUUGUUCUUCCUAGGAGUUUAG
Molecule: messenger RNA, 582 nt
Organism: Paraglomus occultum
Lineage: Eukaryota; Fungi; Glomeromycota; Glomeromycetes; Paraglomerales; Paraglomeraceae
Source: the annotation of a GenBank genome assembly